AGGCCUACCUAAUUUCUGACCACUUCUACAUAAAAUCUAACUCUUUGGGCUGACAAAAAUUUACAACAUCCGAUCUGGUGACGUGGCGUUGCUUCAAUUGUCUGUGAUAAUUGAUUUUCGUCACCGACGCCUGUAGUAAUUUAUUAGUCUGUGAUAAUUGAUUUCGUCACCGACUCCUAUAAUAAUUUAUUAGGUUCUCUCCCGCCAUUUCGUACUCCCGCCUUCUUCUCUUCCUAAAAUUGAAACAUUUUCCCAAUAUUUUUUUACUUUUUUUUUCUUCCUUCAGACAAAAUCGAAAAGGUAUAAAAUGCACGUUAGGGACAUUAAAAACAAAAGGAUAAACCCUAAGCAAGAGUCAAACUUGAAUAAGGAAGAGCAAUGGGCAUCAAGGAUCUGCUCAGAUUUAUGAAGCCCUACAUAGAUCCCAUUCAAAUCAAGAAAUACGCCGGCCAAAGGGUCGGAAUCGAUGCCUAUUCAUGGCUACACAAAGGAGCAUAUUCAUGUAGUAUGGAGCUGUGUUUGGAUACUGAAGGAAAAAGGAAGCUCAAGUACAUAGAUUACUUCAUGCACAGAAUCAACCUUCUCCACCACUAUAAGAUCAUUCCAGUUGUUGUCUUUGAUGGUGGGCAUAUACCCUGUAAAGCUGCAACAGCAGAUGAACGGCAAAGGAGAAGGAAGGCUAACUAUGAGUUGGCUAUGGAGAAGCUAAAGGAGGGAAAUGUUCAAGCGGCUACUGAGCUUUUUCAGAGAGCAAUUAGUGUCACACCCUUCAUGGCUCAUCAACUGAUUCAGGUUCUGAAAUCAGAAAACGUCGAAUUUAUAGUAGCUCCAUAUGAGGCUGAUGCCCAGCUAGCUUACCUAAACAGCCUCGAUCUAGAACAAGGCGGGAUUUCUGCUGUGAUAACUGAAGACAGCGAUUUACUUGCAUAUGGUUGCAAAGCUGUUGUUUUUAAGAUGGACCGGUUUGGUAAUGGGGAGGAACUAGUUCUGGGCAAUGUUUUUCAUGCAGUGGAUAAAAAGCCUUCUUUCCGUAAUUUCGAUAGAGAGCUGUUCACUGGAAUGUGUGUUUUAGCUGGCUGUGAUUUCCUCCCGUCGGUUCAUGGUGUUGGCAUUGUAAAGGCUCACUCAUUCGUCUCCAAGUACCGUAAUUUAGAACGUGUUCUGUCAGUUCUCAAGAUAGAAAAGGGGAAUUUAGUAUCAGAAGAUUACCCCAAGUCUUUCAUGGAAGCAAUUGCAGUUUUUCAGCAUGCCCGAGUAUACGACCAGAAUGCUGAGAAGCUCAGAUACAUGAAACCCCUCUCCAAGAAUCUUCUGGAUUUACCAGAGGAAGAACUUGAUUUCCUGGGACCAGACCUCUCACCAUCUGUAGCCGCUGCUAUUGCGUCAGGAAUUGUUGAUCCCAUAAGCAUGGAGGCUUUCAACUGUUUCCCUGAUUCUCGAAGCCAUUGGAAACCACCUGCUUGGUCUCGAAGCCAAAAGUUUCAGAAGCAGGAAAGGAACAGCUCCUUUUUCUUACAUUCUCUGUCUGGAAAUGAAAGAAGCAGAGAAGAUGAGAAUAGGAUGGAUUCAGAACUUGUUCUGAACGAAAUAAGAAGCUCCAGACAAGAUUCAGAAUUACACAAACUGAUUUUACAGCCCAAGGAUCAGUUGACUGUAGACACUGCAGAGAUUCACAGCAGUGACCUGUUACAGAUUCCAGAUAAUAACCCGUUCAAGAGACGAAAAGUUGAGGAGAUUCGGCUUGAACGUGAGAACACAUCAGAAGAACUCGAGCUUACAUUCGGGACAAAAGGCGAAGAACUCGAAGUAGAGUUUCUCGUGCCUCAGAAAAUCAUUUCGCCACCAGAAUCUACUGAAGAUUUUUGUCUCAAGAACAUGAAAGAGGGUACAUUUGAUUCGAUCCAGUUCGAAGUUUCUGCAAUCAGACUAGGCUCUGAGAUCAGAGAGACAAAAGGGUCGGAAAUGGCUGAGGACUUAGUCGAGUUGGAAGGAAGAUCGAGCAGUACAACGAAAAGGGCUCGCCAUGUGAAAGGGACAAGUAGGAGGAAUGCCAAGUUGGAAACAAACUGCAGAAGUUCGGAGAACAAGAAGAAAAGCAGCAUCUUAGAUUUCUUUCAACGUUUGUAACAUUGUUCUUAUUGAUCUAUUACAUAUCAUUAUUGUCCGACAGAAAAAAAAAACAGAGGCAGAUCAAUCUAAACAUUCAUAUCCAUGGAA
Tarenaya hassleriana is the source of this 2217-nucleotide messenger RNA. Its product is annotated as exonuclease 1. The record is from RefSeq and is a predicted model, not a curated record. Lineage: Eukaryota; Viridiplantae; Streptophyta; Magnoliopsida; Brassicales; Cleomaceae. Gene Ontology annotation, molecular function: protein binding; DNA binding; metal ion binding. The transcript is spliced from 11 exons. Bases 379 to 2127 code for a protein of 582 amino acids.